Molecule: messenger RNA, 969 nt
Organism: Meloidogyne enterolobii
Lineage: Eukaryota; Metazoa; Nematoda; Chromadorea; Rhabditida; Meloidogynidae
Source: the annotation of a GenBank genome assembly
UCUGGAGCCAAAUCCACACCGAUCUCUAGGAUUUUUGUAUAUGUUCCUCGAGCCUCGCUCCUUGAUAUACACUCUUGACAUGUGCCGAAUAUUUUAAUCUUCGAACCUUUUAAUUGUUCAAAAUAAAACAAAAAUUUUAUGAAAUUUUUUUGAAUAAUUUACCUUUUAAACAACAUUUGUUUUUGCUAUUUUCUCUGUUGGAUUUAUAUAAACACUUUAAAAUAUUAUUAUUUUUUCGUUUUUUAAUUUAAAGGUUUCUAUACCUUUCAUUUUUUAAUUACAUUUUAAAAUUUUUUUUCUUCUUUCUAGAUUUUUAAAUUAUUUUUUUGAAUUAAAAAUUAUGAAUUCAUCUGUUGCUCUUGUUUGGAGAACUUUGUGUUCACUUAGCAUUCUUUCACUUGCUCAUUGUGCUUAUAGCGCUGCUCAGCAUCGUUCAUAUCUUCGUUUAAUUGGUCAACCAUUUACUUGUUUACCAAUAGAUUUGUUGGUUCAAACAAUUAUUAGUCUUUUAAUCGCGAUGAUUUCUACAGCUUUUGUUGUUGGCGAAUUUCAACCGAUUCGAGCUGAUUUUUUGACUUCAAAAAAAUCUUGGGAUACAAUUGGUAAUUGCCCUUCUUUUUAUAUUUUUGAUCAUCGUGGAAAAUGUUUAUUGCCUAAAUUUGAGGUUGAUGAAAUUUAAGGAUGAAUUUGAAAGGUUUAUUUUUUAUUUUAAAGAGACAGAUCUCUUUCUAGUCUUUUUUAUAAUUAUUGUCCAAUUGAACUUAGAUAGUUAAACCUCUUUAUUUUUUGACUUUUUUGUGGCUAUUUCAAAAAAUAUUGUUUAAGUAAUUGUGUAUAGAAUUUAAUUUUAAGAAAACUGUAGGAGGGCCUUGCUGAAUUCUUCUAAUUUUUUUCUUUUUAAUUUUUCCCCUUGCGAAUCGUGCCAGGCUUCUCUUUCGAUGAGCAACUUUCUGAAAUCAAUUUUUAGUU